AUGAAGAGGAAACUCAGUGCUCUUUUAAGAGAUACAAGCCCAACCACCACCAUGUCUACUGCCUCAGUCAAGCUCACAGAGCGCGAGAAGCAACUCCGCUCUCUUCUUCUGAAUGUCGCCAGAUUCAUUGACACGACAACAAAGCUCGACCAGCCGCUGGUGCUGCGCUGGGCGGGAGGCUGGGUGAGGGACAGACUCCUCGGCAUAGAGAGCCAUGACAUCGACGUGGCAAUCAAUGCCAUGACUGGACAGCAGUUCGCACAGCAUAUUUCAGAGUAUUGCGAACAGCCCGACGUCGCAAAGAUCCAUGGCUUUGCCCCUGGGGAUAUCGGCAGGCUUCACCACAUUGCGAGCAACCCGGACAAGUCCAAGCAUCUUGAAACCGCCAUGGUCAAGCUCUUUGGCAUGGACCUUGAUUUCGUCAAUCUUCGCAAAGAGACAUAUGCCGAGGACAGCCGUAACCCUCAGAUGGAGUUUGGCACUGCAGAGGAAGAUGCUCUUCGUCGUGAUGCCACCAUAAACGCUCUGUUCUAUAAUCUGCACACCGAAGAGAUUGAAGAUUUCACCGGCGGCAUCCGCGACAUGGAGGCGAAGAUAAUUCGAACUCCCCUAGAACCUUUUCAAACAUUCAUGGAUGAUCCCCUCAGAGUACUUCGUCUCAUACGUUUCGCUGCUAGACUAGGGUUUACUAUUGAUGAGACGUCAGAGAAAUUCAUGAACGAUAAGAAAAUACUAGAGGCUCUCCGGAAAAAAAUCAGCCGUGAAAGAGUUGGUGUCGAGUUAGAAAAGAUGCUGAAAGGCAAAACACCCCGAUCAGCACUGGAGCUGCUGGACCGUCUUGGCCUCUACCAAGCAAUCUUUAGCGAUCCGGCACAAGAAGAUGUUGCUAUGCCCGAUAUAUCCCGAUGGCACGUCGCCUACAGCUGUCUCGACGAAUUACUAAAGAAUCGAGAGCCAGGGUCAAUAUCUCAGCUAUUGGUUGAUGAUAAUGACAGCGAUAACACGUAUCUGGCGUGGAAUCUUGCUGCUGUGAGCCCCUGGAUUCCCGUAGAAGACCGCUCGGGGCGCAAGCAAAAGGCAAAUGCCCUCCCGCCCGUUGGUAUCAUUGCCCGUGAAGGGUUUAAAGCUUCAAACAAGCUCACAACAGUCAUGGCAGCCUGUCACAAGCAUCGCACUGAGAUCGUUGAUCUGAAAAAGGCAGUUUGCAAGAAUUCGCCGAUAAAAGACCAACGAGACACAUUUGGCAUGGCGAUUAGGAAGUGGGAAGCAGUGGGCGGAAACUGGAAGGUUCAAGUUCUAGGGGUGAUAAUGAUCGAUGCUAUGGAGCAGCUUGAAGACUUCCCCGCUGAGAAAGGUAAAGACCACAAGGAGUUCCUUCAAGGAUGGGAAAAAUUUCUUCAGCAUCUCGUUAAGCUUGAUCUCUACGAUGCUCCUAACUUGAAGCGAAUUAUAGACGGACGCGCGCUGGCGAAGGCCUUGGGAGUCCCGCCGGGUACAUGGAUGGGCAAAGCGCUGGAUAUCUGCAUGGCUUGGCAGCUUCGAAAUCCAGCAGAGAAGACUCCAGAUGGCGCAAUACAGCAAGUGAGAGAUAAAGCUGAGGAAUUGGGUAUAAAAUUAAAAUAG
Molecule: messenger RNA, 1623 nt
Organism: Trichoderma asperellum CBS 433.97
Lineage: Eukaryota; Fungi; Ascomycota; Sordariomycetes; Hypocreales; Hypocreaceae
Biological process (GO): tRNA 3'-terminal CCA addition
Molecular function (GO): CC tRNA cytidylyltransferase activity; ATP:3'-cytidine-cytidine-tRNA adenylyltransferase activity; RNA binding
Source: RefSeq, a predicted model, not a curated record